CUAUCUCGCUUGGAAAUUAUGAAGGGAACCAGCCUCAGUCAAUUCUAGACGGGGAAAAGUUAAAUUGGGCGAAUUUGAAAUUUUGAAUAGGCCUAUCUGACAUCUGAAUUAGGCUACCGGGUGUUCUCCGGAAUGCACUCUAGUUUAGGCUAUAGCCUAACUUGCGCUAUACAACAAAUUUUCUGAGGUAGGGUUGAAUUGCCUUGUGACAUGUAUCAGAAAAUCUCAGAACAUCUCGUUUGACACACUCUCUCGCUCUCUCUCUCUCUUGCUCUCUCUCUUGCUUGCGCUUCCCCCCCUCUCUGCCGUGAUAUGGAUUAUGGAACAAUAGCCUGAUGGAGACACAUCAAGACCGAUUGAGAUCUGCGGCGCUUGUGAAAAACACGGGCAUUUAAAACAGGUGGCCGAUCCGGCAACAGUUCACGCUGUCCUGAUCAUCCUCUGCUACAAUAACAGGCUGCCAUCUGAGAAAGGCUGAGAUACAGUGCGCAGGCUCUCCCAGCGCUUUUCUCCAGCAUCGAACCCCAGAGCAACGCACAGUGGACACUUGGCCAACAUGUUCCAGGUUUGAUUGUAGAAGUGUACGCUGAAGACAAUUCUGCAAAUCAAGCUGAACGUUUAGAGGCGACAGAAGACAAAUUCUCCCGGAGAGAGCUCUUUUGGAACAUUAGUCAGUGGGAGAACUGAUGCUUUGUGUCUCUUAUUUUUCUCUCUGCUGAACUCUCCUCAGAAGGUCAGAGGAGCAUGUAACUGAAACAAGUGGAGCCCUCUGUUAUUUCAGCAUCCUUCUCCCCCCAUCUGUGCCUACAUUCUCUGCCACAGAUAGGGAUGUUUUGAUAAUUACAUAUAAUUAUAAUUUCUGUGGGAGACAGAUCUGCUUCUGUCUAUUAUUGCCAACACCUCCAACACAAUAACUUCACACAUUUACAUAUUUCUCGACAAAAGUGAUAUUCUUUGAACCUCGGAGACAAAUCAGGAAUAAUUUUACUCAGAGAGAUAUGUCACACGGAGAAGCAAAGUGCCAUUCAGUUCAUAUCUAAUUACUGAUACAGUUGAAUGAUGCGGGUGACUUUUUGUGCCUAAAAGCUGAACACAGAACAUUUCAAAUCCGUGACAUUUGUCUCAUUUUGCGAUGUAUUUUACAAGCUGGGAGUCGUUUCCUUGGUUUAUGCGUACUCCUAAUUUUCAGCUGUUACAGUCUUCUAGCACUUAAGCAGAGCCUCACUCAUUAUCACCCCCGGUCCAAUCACAGUAACAGUCCGUACCAGGCGAGUACUGAUGCACAAUAAUCCAACCGUAGAAAAGAUUGAGAUAAAUGGUGUAUCUAUAGACAUGAUGAGUGCCUAGAACAAGUUAACAUGGAGAUUAGUCCCUGCUCCAGAGAAACUAGGCAUUGUUAAUAAACAGUUUUCAUCAGUGGUACAGUCUGUUAAUUUCAUUUAAUAUUUUACAAUGCCAAAUAUAUGGAAAUAGUUAUAGAUUUCAUUCAUUUUCCCAGAAAAUAAUUGCUUACAGCUUAAAUAAGUGCCAAUUCUGAAUGUAUGUAGUGCCAGACUAAAAUACAUCACCCAGGAAUAAACAAAACAGAUACAACUGUUUACAUUUGACAAACUACAGGCCAUAGACUAUUGUUCAAGUGCCAUGAUCAGCACAGGAAUGUAUAGGAUUGCCAUAUUGUAUUGAAAAUACUUGCGACUUAUUUUCACUGGCAUUUCCGGCUGCAAGAAAUAAUUUCAUCCAGCAGUACGUCAGAUAUUAGUUGUUUUGUUCAGAGGGACAUGUAGAACAAGGCAUUAAGGACUAAAAGCAUGAAGAUUGUUGUUUUUAAUUUGUCUUUUUUACAAAGAUGGAUCCAUUUUAGUGUUCUAGACUUGAGAGGUGUUUGUGGAGGGCAAAAGAUGAAGUCAUUACGCAUUCAGAGUUACUUUGUAGCAGUAAAUUAAAAUCAUUUUAACACCAUUAUUGGCAAUUAUUGAAACCUGACAACAGAUUUUUUUGUUCCUGGCCUUUUCUAUUAUUACAUCACAUAAAUACUCAGUUUCUAACCCAACAUACACAGGUUUCAAAUUUCAUCAUCCAGCAUUACUGAAUGAAACGUCUGACACAUCAUCAAUAUCCAGUAGGUUCUACGUGCUACUUGAAUAUUUCACAUGCCAUUUUAGUGGGUUAAACUGCAAAAGCGGAUACAGUCUUGUAACUGCAUUGACUCAACUACAGAAAAUAGAUCUCUUAGUCAUGUAAAAAUGACGCCCACCACCAAUCUCCGAGUUCUCGCUGUCUCCCUGCUCUCCCUGCUCUCCCUCCUUACUGCCCCACUUACCACUAUCGUGGAGACCUCUCCGUCCCCCCCUCCUCAGCACACAGACCGCUCAGGGAGGCCAUUCACCGAGCAGCCCAAGACUGGCCCCAGCCCCUCUCUCCUGCUCCUUGCCAUCCAGGCCAAUAUGAGACCAGCUGCUCUCCAAGGCAGGACCAAAACCCCUGAGAAACUUCCAGAAACCUCAGAGGGAGUUCUGGAGAUGCCUCCGAGACCCCUUCCCCAGGUCAUGUUCCCCAAGAAUGUGACUUCAGCGGAGGCCCUUGCACCUCCCUUAGGCGCCGCCCAGGUAGCACCCAUUCGACCACGCCUGAUGGAUGUAUGGAUGGAUGUAUGCCGGGGUUAUUAUGACGUGAUGGGACAUUUUGACAGCGCUUUCAACUGCUCAAAGGACACCUUCGUCUUUUGUUGUGGAACCUGCCACUACCGCUUCUGCUGUCCAGAGCGCAGCCGGCAACUGGAACAGGACAUCUGCAAGAACUAUGACUCUCCAGACUGGGCCAAGCCGCAGACAGACUCCAUGAUUAUAUCAGAGGAAUUAGGUCCUGACCCAGACUUCGAUCCACUGAAGCAGCAGAGCCACAAUACGGGCUUUGUCAUCGGAGGUGUGAUUGUGUUCAUGGUGGCUGUUGCGGUGGGCAUCAAGGUGGUCUUCAACAAGGUGCAACAGGAAGCCAACCAAAGGGACCUGAAUAUGCCCAGAGCUCUGGUUGACAUGUUGCGGCACCAGUCGAGCCCAGUCCAGCAGGAUGAGAGAAACAACAGUGUGGCUCUGGCUGUAGGGGAUGGACAGGGGACACUGGGGAGAGCUCCAAAAAAUCUUUAUGCUCCAGGACUGCCCAGCAAGGACAACAGAUUGGGCAAUUUGCAACACAAUUUCAUCCACUCAUCAGGCUCCAGCCCCAAACACACUGCAACUAUCGAGCGCACCCCUCGAAUGAACAAUGCUCAGCUGGCAGCUGGAGGCACCCUGCUCUCCAGUAAGCACAACAACACCAAAUCCCAGCCUGCUUUCCACCACUCCCUGCACAACCUGGCUCAGCUGCCGCCCUCCUAUGAGAGUGCCACCAAGCCUGAGCUCAAUAGAUACUCCUCACUCAAACGCCUCGAGAAAGGUCUCGAUGAGUACUCGUCUGGUUACUGCACCACCAAGCGCCGGCCUCACACAGCCCAGCCGGCCCUGCAGUCCUCUCAGCACCACCUUCACUGGGGUGGAGACUACACCCUCAGUGGAAGAGGAACGCUCCCCAGGCAUGCAGCCCGUCCUUGGAUCCCGCCGCCACCUUCUGGCAUGCCUGCGUCACCCACCCCCAAUCCUUACCCUCUGGAUCCCCCGGAGCCACAGUACAACCCCAAUUACGACACUCUUUCCAAGCCGAGGAAAGUUAAGUCCUCUGACCAGCUGCUCAACAUGGGUGACGUCCCUGGCAACACGGGGACCCUGUCCAGGCUGUCCAAGAACCAGCAACACCAGUACUACAAAGCCAUGGCUGCCUCCAAUAAGAACUCCAACACGCAGACCCUCACAAGGAAGACCCAGGACAGGAGAGAGGAGAGACAGGAACGGCUGCUUAUGUCCCCGGACCACUUGGAUAGGAUGGGGGUCGGCGGGAUGGGGGUUGUAGAUCCAUACGCUCACACAGGAGGGAUUGUCCCCACGCUGCCUCGGCAGCAGAAGGCCCAGUCCCAGCAGAACGUCUGCGCCACGCCUUCCCUCGACCGACACCACAUGAUCAAGAUGAACUCUCACCCAACGUCCGGGCGAGAGCAGGAGCGGAGUACCGCCAUGACAGGGCACAUGAGUGGGGGCAUGGGCUGGGCGGGGGAGAUGCCCGGGGCUGGGGUAGUCAUGGGAACGGGAACACUAGGGGGCCACAGCGCCAGGAGGAUGGCUUUUGCAGCGAAAAGGCAGAACACCAUUGAGCAGCUACAUUUCAUACCAGGAGGGGGCGGUGGGGGGUCAAGUGGAGGAAGUGGAGGAGGGAGUCAGGGGAUCAGGACGGGGAGUAAAAAUGAGGUGACGGUGUGA
Molecule: messenger RNA, 4346 nt
Organism: Micropterus dolomieu (smallmouth bass)
Lineage: Eukaryota; Metazoa; Chordata; Actinopteri; Centrarchiformes; Centrarchidae
Gene: shisa7a
Product: protein shisa-7
Exons: 6
Coding region: 2244-4346 (700 amino acids)
Biological process (GO): regulation of short-term neuronal synaptic plasticity; regulation of AMPA receptor activity
Cellular component (GO): postsynaptic density; dendritic spine membrane; AMPA glutamate receptor complex
Source: RefSeq, a predicted model, not a curated record